Molecule: messenger RNA, 4295 nt
Organism: Rhagoletis pomonella (apple maggot)
Lineage: Eukaryota; Metazoa; Arthropoda; Insecta; Diptera; Tephritidae
Exons: 8
Coding region: 181-3837 (1218 amino acids)
Biological process (GO): regulation of AMPA receptor activity; neurotransmitter receptor transport, postsynaptic endosome to lysosome; transmission of nerve impulse
Cellular component (GO): postsynaptic density membrane; AMPA glutamate receptor complex
Molecular function (GO): channel regulator activity; voltage-gated calcium channel activity
Source: RefSeq, a predicted model, not a curated record
UAAAUAAAUGUCGAAUAGCAAUAUCGCGUGCAUUUGAAUAUUGGUAAUUUGAGUGCGAAUAAAUAAAUCAUCUGUGAUUGUAAAACGACCAAAAAUCGGUUUAAUAGCAAAAAACACACACUUAUAAAAAUAUACAAACAUAUUUGGCAGCGUUAACUCGAGCUUGUUGAAGUACAUAUUAUGCGCGAGAAUUGCACGGUUCCGAAUGUUUUUCGUGUUGCAUCCACCCAAAAUGUGAGCGGCGAUGAGCAAAAGCAAGAACAGUUAUUAAUUAAUUCCUUAACUUCGCCAAAAAACACAAAUGCGAACAGCGCCAUUGGCGAUUUAAAGGAUCAGCCGCAGCCAACUUUUCCAAAAGACAACAACGGUAAUAACAUAAGCACUACACAAAACACCACAACAAAUCACACAAUGCAAGCUUGCAACAUUGCGCGAUCCUCCUUGUUGCACAAUCACACGCCGCAGCUGCACAAACUCACCGCAACGGCGUCAAUCGAACGAGCAAAUUUCGGUGGCAGCGUCACGCAGACUGGACGUAGAGAACAAUUUCAACAACAACAACAACAACUGCAACAACAAAAAGCACAGCAAUCGGUUUAUGGCACACUGCCGCGCUCAAUGCCAGUGGCAGCCAGCGUGCAACAACACAACGGCAACACAAGUCGAAUGAAUGUAAACGGUAUUGCCACAUCCGGCGUCAUUAACACAAUUUCGGGCAGUCUCACUUCGGCAGCGUCGGCGGCGGCGGCGGCGGCGGUGGCGGCUCGGGCCGACCGCAAUGCCAACCAGAGCAACUCAUCGAUAACAAGUGAUUUGAAUGGCGGCUACACUAGUGCGCAUUCGAAUUCGCAUAAAUUAAAUGGCAUUCAACCGCAGGCGAUGAAUCGAUCUCGAGAAUUCAUCGUAACGAGGCCAAGCGGCCGCAUGAGUCAAUAUCAGCAGCAGCGUAUGCGCCAGUAUGGAAAUGGAAACAGCUUGCAACGUUACGGCAACGGUGGCUAUUUGUGGAUAUUGACACCUGUUGCUGCAAGCAUUUCCGUUGCCAUCGUUAUGGCUGCAAUUGCUGGUCCGCAGUGGCUUUUCACCGAGGAAAAACUGCCAAAUGCCAAUUACAAUGGCACAGCUAAUUUCAAUAUGAUGGACGAUGGCGCUUACAUUACAAAAUACACGAAAUCUAGUCUGUGGAUAUUAUGCACCGCUUUACAAGGAGUCGAGACAUACAAUUGCAUAAAAAUUGACUACUUCCCCAAGGAAGGCUACCAGCCAGAUCCGCACGAUUCAACUCCUGCAAUACCAUACACCGUCACGAAGUCAUGUCCUCUUUUCCUGGCAUCUGGUAUUUUUCUUCUAAUCAGCUUUAUCGUCUUCCUCGUGCCAACAUGUUCACAUCAGAAUAAUUUAUAUUACUUCAGUGCAGGAAUAAUGUUUAUUGUAUCAGGUUUAUUGAUGCUUAUCGGAUUAAUUGCAUAUAUUUCCAUCUUAAAAGCCGAGAUUGGUUCGAAAUUGAGAUCGAGAUCUACUUUGCAGCCGCCACUUUUCAAGGUCACCUAUGGACAAAGUUUCUUUUUGUUCGUAAUCGGAUUCAUAACAACUGAAUUUGUGGGACUUUUGAAUAUUUUCCUCUAUAUAAGUCUGCAUGAAAUUGGUUACUACAAUCGCCUGCCCUGUUUCAAUAUCACGAAUCUGCAGGAAAAACUGAAAGAGAGCGAACUUCCCCACAGUCACACCUACAAAAGUUACAAGCAUUCUUCAUCGUCGGCAACAGUCGCGCCCAUUGUGCGCAAACCACAACAGGGCCCCCGGCUAAGCAGCAAUAACCUCCAUCAAGUGCACAAUGUGUGUCUGGCGUCACCCGCAGCCGAAAGGGAAUUGGAUAGCAAAAAACUGCUGCAGCACAUGCCGGGCUUUGUGCCAUGCCGCAAACAUCCGAAUGCAGCAGAGGCAUUUGUUAGCAAUGAAUCGGAGCGCAGGUAUUAUUUCGAAAAGUCGCAUCAACCAAAAUGCAAUUUGCAUUCGAAGAACUUUGCCAAGUCGCUUAAUGAACUCUACACCGACUCUGACUCCGGUUUACCGCCGCCGCCUCCUUCUGCUGUUAAAAUGGGCGGCACCUCACAAACAUUGCCUCGCAUGCCGCAGCAGCUCACCCAAUUUGGCGACUUCACACGCGACUAUCCACUCACCCGCAGUGUCUCGACUACCACAGAUAUUUAUCCCGGCAACAACGCCAGACAUACAACACCGCACAUUGAGCGCAAAAGCCGUCGCAACAUGGCGACAAACACACGACCUCUUGACCCAGCGACACUAAGCGAAAGUGAACGCGACGGCGGUGAAAGCGAGAAUGAAAGAAAUCAGCGACGGCGGCGCCAAUUGGCCGACAGCCAGUCGGACAGUAAUUACGAUGAUGAUGAGCCACAGCGACUGUGUGGUUUGAAGCGUGGCAUACGUAAGACAAAGGAUGAACUUUUUCAGGAGUUUUGCAAGCGCGCUGGAAUGCGUCCAAAACCGAAAAACAUUUACUUCAUUGCCAGUGAAGAAGAUGCCAUGACGACAUCUGACAAUGAGACGCAACGACGUCGUCUCUACAAAGCCACAAAUCGUUUUGAAAGCGGCCAGCGGAAUGGUAAUGGGCGAGGAGAUUUUGCCAGAGAAAAUCGUGUAGCUGAUGAGCGAAAUAACAGAGCAGCGCAAGACGACGAUGAAGGGGAAGGCGGAUUUUCGCAAAUGCAAGAUGACGAAGAACACAUUUACGUUAUUCAAGAUAAUCCUGAACUUGUGGCUAACCCAACAUUUCGUAAUUUGCGCCGUUCCUCAAUGUUCGUCGAGCCGUCACAUCUACGCAAGCUGAACUAUAAUCUCUCACUGGCCACUUUAUACCCGCCCGAAAAGUUCUCGCAGAAAAGUUCCUUUGGCGUCGAACGCAGCGACUCUGCAAUCGAAAUCUGGCCUCCGCCGCCCAGCUUUAGCAACGGCGAAUCGUACUACGCUGCUGCCAAAAGUGCCUAUUGUGGUUCGCAAAACCGUCUGCACCAGAACUAUCAUCCGAACACCCAAGUAUACCAGAGCCGUACACUGCCGCGAUCGUUUCUAAAAAGUCAGACGAACUCGCAAAAUAGCAUCGGUUCGGGCUCGCUUCAUGCAAGCGCCUCUGCGCUGCAUAACAGCUACAGCAGCAGCCAUAACCGACUGAACAAUUUGAUGAUGCAGCAGCAACAACCAAAUCUUUACUUAUCUCAAGCACCAGCCGCGGCUAUUUACAACUCGGCUUUCGCUUUGCAAUCCAAAUCCAAUGAGGAUCUUAUCGCGGCCCAGCCCGGCAGCAACUAUGACGAGCGGCGACAACAACGGCCUCAGAGCUCAAUAAACCACAAUAUGAACAAUGAUAAUCGUCUACAACAAUCAACAGUGCACUGGCCCGCUGCCAUACCGUCCUCACCGUCCGGCUACACGCCCAACUUUCAUACAAUGCAGCAGUUAGGCGCGCCCGCUACGCGUCCACAUCCAAAAGCUCCGCAUCUCGCGCACACACUCUUGACGCGUUCAUUCAGCAGCAAUACCAGCGGCGGCGCAGACAGCGGCAUCGGCAGUGGUGGCGGCAGUAGCAGUGUGGUAAGUAUGCCACCAAAGUUUCAGCGCGGCUAUGCGUUCGAUGAGCAGCGACGGCCAAGUGGCAUGUUGGGCGAAAACUUUGACCCGGAGGAACUUGAACGCGAACGACGGCGCUCACAUGCCAGCAUCUACAGUGGCAUAUCGAUGCUGGGUGGCCCAACUGCCACCGGCGGCAUCAAUGCGAGCAGCGCUGACCACUACGACUUGAUUAAUGGAACUGCGGUGUGAGUAGCAAAUAGGAAGUGCACCACCGCUGGCCAGCUAUAAACGAAACUCUUUGUUGGAUUGCCUGCUGGCGUGCGGCAGCAAAGGCAUCAGUUGAGUAGUAUUUGCCGCGAGCGGAGCUUUGUAGAAACAGCGUAAAACGGAAAUUGAUGAUUGUCGAUUAGCAAUGGUUGUUACGUCCGCCCUACCCUACCACCCAAAAGGCCACGACGGCCGACACUUAGUGUAAUUAAAACAGUAACUUAGGAAACAAUAUUGCACUGCCAGUUUAGAAAGGAAUGGACCGUCGAAAUGUGUAGACAAUUGGCGCCAGAAAAUGUUUGCAUUCGGAAUUCCGGCUUAAAAUUAGUGGACUGUAGAAAAUUUAUGGUUAACAAAAUUUAGAGGUUAAGUUAAUGCACUGAUUUAAAGAAAUGUGUUGUAAUUUAUCUGUUGUGCACGAAAUCAAAAUAAAACUAUAU